AUGAAGACUUCACAAUACCAUACUGCACAUGCCGUUUUCAUAAACAGUAAACAAAACUCUUUUUUUUACAGAGAAGGAAAUUCAAUCGAUGUUGCUUUAGGUUAUGACGGAAUUGAAGGUUACUGUAAGGACAACGUAUAUUUGGGUUGCGUGGUCGGUCGCGUAGCUAACCGAAUUGCUAAGGGCCAGUUUACCUUAGAUAAUAAACAAUAUCAACUUGCUGUUAAUAAUGGACCGAAUCAUCUCCACGGAGGGCCUAAUGGAUUUAGUAAGGCGAUCUGGAGUGCAGAGCAAUCAACAAACGAUAGCGUAACAUUUAAGUAUGUGAGUGUCGAUGGUGAAGAGAGUUAUCCUGGUCAGGUGUCAGUAACAGUUACAUGUACACUAAGAGGAAGUGAAAUUAUCUUGGAUUAUGCAGCUACGUCAUUAGAACCGACCCCAAUUAAUUUGACCAAUCAUACCUACUUUAAUCUUGGUGGCCACGAUUCCGGAGAUAUAAGAAAUCACAUCAUACAAAUUAAUAGCGAGUAUUAUACUCCUUUGGAUGAUGUGCAAAUUCCUACUGGUGAAAUUACUUCGGUUAAGGGAACUCCUUUUGAUUUCAUGUCACCUAAGCCAAUUGGUAAAAAUAUGCCCGAAGGUGGAUACGAUCAUAACUUUUGCUUGGCAGAGUGUACAGGACCUUGUAUUAGGGUAACUGAACCAAACAGUGGGCGCAUAUUAGAAGUUUUUACAAAUCAACCAGGAGUGCAAUUCUAUACUGCUAACUACCUAAAUGGUAUUGAGGGUAAGGGUGGUGCAGUAUAUAAUAAGCAUUCUGGAUUUUGUUUGGAAACACAAAACUAUCCGAAUGCAAUCAAUCAGGACAACUUUCCUUCGUGUGUGAUCCGACCUGGAGGACCUGAUUACAAACAUCGCACCGUUUAUAAAUUUUGCAACAUAAAUUAA
Molecule: messenger RNA, 948 nt
Organism: Trichoplax adhaerens
Lineage: Eukaryota; Metazoa; Placozoa; Uniplacotomia; Trichoplacea; Trichoplacidae
Exons: 7
Coding region: 1-948 (315 amino acids)
Biological process (GO): beta-D-galactose catabolic process via UDP-galactose, Leloir pathway; glucose metabolic process
Molecular function (GO): carbohydrate binding; aldose 1-epimerase activity
Source: RefSeq, a predicted model, not a curated record